Messenger RNA from Bemisia tabaci, 2282 nucleotides. Lineage: Eukaryota; Metazoa; Arthropoda; Insecta; Hemiptera; Aleyrodidae. The record is from RefSeq and is a predicted model, not a curated record.
AUCAGCUCUGAAAAUGCUGCGCUUAUGAAAUAUUAAUACGUGAUAAGGGCGCCAACGCACAACGUCAACCAGAUGCCAGAAAAUAGAUUACGGAGAUCAGUCCACGAGGGUAGGGGAAAUUGCUCCGUUUUACCUGACUGUCCUUUUUUUCAGUUCUGGUGCAAAAAAGACAAUUUUUAAGUGUCAGUUGAUGUGAGUAUCGAAAGUUUCGAUGGAUUUCACUAUUGAGCCGUAAAGUCUAUAUGCUUCGUGCGCUCAUAAACCGACUUCAAAGUGAAAUUACUCAUUCCUGCGUCCGUUACGCUAAGCAUAGAAUCGUAUUUUGAUCGAAACUUUUUGAGAAGAGAAGAAGACGUGGAUGGAGCGGUUUGUAAUCAUUUUACUUCUUGGCUGUGCGAUUUUUGUUGCCGGGAAAAUCGAUGGUAGAAACAAUGCGGCAUCCUCAGUUUUUAGUGAAAUACGGUUAAGCAGAACAUUUGUGGACAAAACAUUAUGGCUCAAAGAAUUUCACGAAAUACCCUCCAAACACACUUAUCUCACAGCACCCUUGCGGUUUGGAAAGACGACCAAUAUGGAAAUGAUGAGAGAAUUUUUCAGCAUCACUAACAACGAAAAGCAGACCCGUGAUCUUUUCGCAAACACCCUUAUCCACUCCAAAGAAAAUAAUUUUUUUAACGCACAUUUUCGAAAAUAUCCAGUGAUGCACUUAAAUUUCCAACCUCUUUUGUCCACGACGAGUAAACUAACCUUCUGGGAAAACAUGUGCAAAAUAUUCACUGAUGUCAGAAACAACACUGACCCAACACUUUUCCUAUUAACCACCAAGAAAAAAAACGCAGAAUUAAGGAAAUUGAAUGAAGCGUGUAUAGACAAGUUUGAAUUCGAAAAAUUUACAAUGAAUUACACGAAGGCCCUGUACAAACAUUAUGGCCAGAAAAUAAUCGUUCUGAUCGACGAAAUGGACGCUUUGACACGCGCUAUUUUAAAAAGGAACAUCAAGGAGCAAAAUGAGACAGUAUUGGAGUUUAAGCUAAUACUACAAAAAUGGUUGGAAAGUAACGAACACAUUGAGAAAACAUUCAGUGUUGGAUCUGUGUCCACAACCCAUCUAGCUCAUAUGGAUUCUUAUCCAGACUGCAUCGAAAAAGUAGUUUUCAACGAUAAUGAGCGGUACGCGAAAUACUUCGGCUUCACUGACAAAGAAGUAGAGCAUCUACUCGAGAAAGCCUCUCUAACAGACAAGCUACAGAGAUUCAAAUCGUACUACGAUGGGUAUGGUGUCGCCUACUCCAAUCUCCGGGUGUACAACACAAUUUCCCCGAUCAAAUUCAUAACGUACCGAAAAUUUGCGCCCUACUGGUCUGAAUCGGUCGAUCCAUUGAAACACGAUUUUCUGGGUCUCUUCUCACGACCAGAGAUCGGAUCUCUGGUCGAGAAGGCCAUUUUUUGGGACAUGAACGAACUACCAGAACUCGAACACCUACAGCAUCCAAUCGGAAAAGAUGUGUUCCAUACCGUACGGGGCAAUGCAAUUGUCACUGCGAAGGACGUAGUUGCAGCCGGCGACAUUCUCGUUGAUUACCUCAAGGAGUCUGGUUACCUCGGUGACUCCGGUUACUCCGGUUUGUUGGUAGCGACCAAUCAGGACGCCGCUUUCGCCCUGGGGACGACUUUGGCGCGGGAUUCGAACUACUUCCAGAACGCGCGUAAUAUCUCCUCCGCCGCGAAGACGAGACUCGUCGAGGCUGUAAAAAAUCUAGCGACGUCAAAGGAGACGAUGAGAGAACUAGCAGGGGCGGUUCACGGACUUUUCCAACCGGCUUGUGCGUUGGUGACCGAGGAGAGAGUGUCUUUUGCGGGCCCGAUUUUCACAAUUCUAGCCUACGAGGACCCGGAAGUCUUCGAGACGGUGCUGUCACCCUUGCGCGUUGGGGAUCAGCCGAACAGGCCAGACGUGGUGCUCGUUCGCAAGGAUUCUGUCGCUUUUGUGAUCACGCUGAGACGGGGCAGAAGUGCCCGCGAGGCCGCAGAAGCUGCUUUGAACUCGGAGUAUGAGAGGAUAUUUGAGGAGGAUUUGAAGGGUGUCGAGAUUGAGUCUAAAAUUUUUGUAGGGCUCAAUUUGGAUGUUGACUGUCGAGUGUCGACUGGUUUUGGGGAGGACGGAAUACAAGUGAAUGAAAAUAAGGAGGUAAGCAGUCCAAUCGAUGAGACUGGAUGAGGGACAGACAUCGUCACCUUCCGGCCAAAAUAUCACAAGCGCCAUGCGACGCUUAAAAGUUUCU